Messenger RNA from Cooperia oncophora, 216 nucleotides. NCBI's taxonomy places the organism in Eukaryota, Metazoa, Nematoda, Chromadorea, Rhabditida, Trichostrongylidae. The record is from the annotation of a GenBank genome assembly.
AUGGAACGGUGGCAAUUCGAUAUUCAAACUGAGGAAAUGAACGAAGAGGGUGAAAACUCGACCAGGCAGAAGGAUGAGAAGAAAAUAAAGCAAGAAAUGUCUGAUGUUAUUCGGCAGAUAACGGCUUCGGUAACCUUCCUCCCGUUACUUGAAGAACCAUGCUCUUUCGAUGUUUUGAUUUAUACCGGAAAAGAAACCGAGGCACCGAGUGAUUGG